Molecule: messenger RNA, 1967 nt
Organism: Spodoptera frugiperda (fall armyworm)
Lineage: Eukaryota; Metazoa; Arthropoda; Insecta; Lepidoptera; Noctuidae
Product: sodium- and chloride-dependent glycine transporter 1-like
Exons: 1
Coding region: 109-1905 (598 amino acids)
Biological process (GO): sodium ion transmembrane transport
Cellular component (GO): membrane
Source: RefSeq, a predicted model, not a curated record
AUUUCGAUAGCAAUUCACGUUGGUUGCGUCUUAUUGACGUUUUAGCUAUGACUUUUUGGAUAGAUUAUGUCAACACUGUAAUUGUUAACAAUUAAUAUUAAUGAAAUUAUGCCGAACGAAAAAGAAGAGCAAACCCGGGAUUCAAGAAGAGUUAACAUAACUCUGUUGCUGGCCCAAACGUUAGGACUACAAACGAUGUUAUUUCUGCCAUUCAUAGGAGUGUCCGCGGGAGCUGUAGGCCAUGCCAUAGUGUACGCCCUGAUAUACAUCGUGAUCGGCAUCCCCGUGAUGUACAUGGAGAAUGUGGUGGGCCAGUUCACAGGCCGCGACUGUAUCGAGGUGUGGAAAGCCAGGCCCUGCUUGUCACAUUUUGGCUAUGUUCAUAUUAUUUGGCAGCUUCUUCAUUUAGUCUAUCUUUUCGCACUCGGUUCAUUUGUAGUGCAUUACUUCUUGAUAAGCUUUGAAAACCCUAUUCCAUAUUAUAUUUGCGGAAACUGGAGCACAGCGGAUUGUGACAUUUUAAUCGUCAACUACACUGUCAAUCAAGAAUGUGUAAGGGCAAAAGAAACAAUGCCUUACUGUUCUGAACUGUGUCAGACAUUUCCAGAAGUUCAAUAUUGGAGAUAUAAUAUAUUGGGAAUGAAAAGAAAAGGUUUCCACCUGCCAUGGCGCGUAUGUCUUGCAUCGGGUAUGCUUGCCAGUAUAUUAUUCCUUAGUUGCUUCAAAGGAAGACUUUCUUUGAAAUGGGCAUUGUUAAUAGUGUCGAUACUUCCUACGAGCGGACGAAUUCUGUUUUUCAUAGGAUCCAUGUUCCAGAAGGGCAUCGUGGUGAAGUUCGAACAAGCAUUUGAUACGGAUUUCAAUAAAUUUAUUCAAAGAUUUAGUUUGUCUACGUCAAUAGCAGACGUGUUAUAUACCCUGAAUGUAGGAACCGGGUUGUCUUUUGCCUGCGCUUCUAAGACCACUUUCAGAGCUCCUUGCUAUUCCAACACAGUUAUUGUGGUCGUCAUUACCUGCUGCGUUAGCAUGCUGGGGAUCUGCGGCACGGUCAUGAUGAUCUGUCCCUAUGCUUACAAGUACGAUAUCGACCCAGUUAGAGUAAUGAACUAUCCAAUAUCGCAUAUUUUCGAGAAAGUACCUCGAUUUUUAUACGUUUACGAACAAACAUCAUUCUGGUUGAUUAUUUCUUAUAGCUAUAUUGCAAUAUCUGCAUUUACUUUGAAUAUUUGCAUCAUUUCGAGCUUGAUAGAGAUGGUUUCAAAAAGAUAUUCAAAGGUUGCUAUAAAUCCAGGCCUAACGGCAUUUGUCAUCGCAAUCACUAUGUAUCUUGCAACUGUCCCACUAUUGGGCAACUUGAGUUUAUACUUUUUAGUUGACGCGAAACGUACUAUGAAUUUAGUAAGCAUAUUCUUGGUGAUAUGUGAAAACUUUGUCUUCGUGCUAUGGUAUGGCUUGGAGAGGUUCUCUGAAGAUGUACACUUCAUGCAGGGCGUACAACCUAAGUCCUCGGUGAAAGCGUGCUGGCUGGUGUCGGGGUUUAUACUGGUAUAUGUGCUCGUUACGCAACUCUAUAUAAUAUACGUUGACAAAAAUCAUACGACGGGAAAUAAAUUCGCGUGUUAUUUCUUAAUUAUCAACAUAUGUGUAACGGUACUAGUGACAAUAGUCAAACUAGUCAUAGCUUUGUAUAAGAAGAAUUUGUACGAGCAACUCAGCUUAGACUCAGAAUGGGGACCAAAGAGUGAAAUACUGAGACGCAGUAGAGCCAUGUUUAGUGCUCAGGCGAUGACUAAGGAGUACAUGUAUCGACAAUAUCACCUGCAGGCUGGAAUACUCAAGAGGCAACAGAGAUCAAAUGUCAGAGUUAAGCAGCCAGGAGUUCGUUUUGAUGUCGAAAAAAAAUAAUUUUCAUAUUUAACAAAGAUAUGUCUUAUUGUUGUGCCUCUAUCUGACGACAAAUUGUUAAC